CAAGUGGAGCACACGAUCCAAAGACGAAACCGCGAACGCGACGGCGCUUGAAACGCCAAACGCAUUAAACGCCAAGCCGAACGUCUCUGCGCGCAUGCUCAUCCGCUUGUUGUCGCUCUUGUUGUUGUUGUUGUUGUUGUAGUUGUACUGCGCCAGCGCGCAGUUUAAUUAUUACUCUGUGCCCCCCGCCUGGCAGUUCGCGGCUAGCAGCAGCAGUUGCAGCCCCUUUCUUGAGCCACUGCCCCCACCCCCCGCGUGCUCAGUUGCCGAUAAGCGGCGCAAAGUUUACUUGUUUGUCUGCAUUUUUCCAACGCUACUGUCAGCGAAAAAGCAGCAACAGCAACAACAGCAGCAACAAAAAUGGCAAGUUGGCUACAACUGCCAGUUGUUGGCAGCGUGGAGCGACAGCUGAAAAGCCUGUUGUUGUUAUACAUCUGCUGGUUGUGCUGCCUGGCCCGAGAUUGCGAGGCCUGGCGGCCAUGUCCGGAGCUCAGUCCCGCCUUGCGAUUGCCAUGCAGAUGUAAUGUGGUGCCGUUUGCGGCAACUGGCCAGCUGGGUGCAGUGGCCAUGGACUGCGACCGUGUUGUUUUCCCCGGCGACGCACCGCUGCCGUUCGGUGCGCCCAUCGUGGCGUAUACGCAACGCUACAGCGGCCAACAAACGCUGCCCGCACAGGCCUUGGGUCAGCUCAAGCUGCCCAUUGAGGAAUUGGAUCUGUCCAACAAUCUUAUCAGACGCAUACCGGAGAAAGCUUUUGUAGGCCUCAAGGACACUCUGAAUGAGCUGCGCUUGGCCAACAAUCUGCUGGGCGACAAUCUCAAUCCCAUAUUCUCCACAGCCGAGCUGCAUGCGCUGCAGAAUCUGCGUCUGUUGGACUUGUCCGGCAACAAAAUCAAGUUGAUUGAGGAGGGCGUGCUCAAGGGCUGCAUGGAUCUGAAGGAGCUGUACAUAGAUCGCAACAGCUUGACAGCCGUGCCUGUUAAUUCACUCAACGGCCCCAAUGGCUUGCGUCAUUUAUCAUUGCGUCAAAAUCAUAUAGCCACGCUUCUGAGGGAUUCCUUCAGCUCGCAGUCACAGCUGGAGAUCAUAGAUCUGCGCUAUAACAUGCUGCGCAGCAUUGAUAGUCUGGCAUUCCAUGGCUUGCAAAAGAUUCGCGAAAUCAAGCUGGCUGGCAAUCGCAUCAGCAACCUGAACAGCGACGUCUUCGAGCGACUGCCCACAUUGCAGAAACUGGACUUGUCUGAGAAUUUCUUUAAUCAAUUUCCAACUGUUGCGUUAGCAGCAACGACAGCGCUCAAGGCACUCAAUAUGUCCUCCAAUAUGCUGCAGCAAUUGGAUUAUACACACAUGCAAGUGUUGAAAUCGCUUGAGAGCUUGGACUUGAGUCGCAACAGCAUUACGAGCAUACCCCCAGGCACAUUUCGCGAUCAGCAUGCGCUCAAGUACUUGGAUCUAAGUCUGAACUCGUUGCGCACGAUAGAGGACGACGCCCUGGAGGGUCUGCAGAGUCUGCAAACGCUGAUUAUAAAGGACAACAAUAUAUUGCUGAUACCUGGCAGUGCCUUGGGCCGACUGCCGCAGCUGACGCUGCUGCAAAUGGACUUUAAUCGCGUAGCAGCGCUCUCGGCCGACAUACUGGGCUCGCUGCAGGCGGGCGAUAUAGGCACGCUGUCGCUCUCACGCAAUGUCAUACGUGAGCUGCCGCCAGGCAGCUUUCAAAUGUUUAGCAGCCUGCAUUCGCUGGAUCUGGCGGGCAACAGCCUGGCGCAAGUGAAUGCAGAUACGUUCGCGGGAUUGGAGAACACGCUAAUGCAGCUGAAGCUGUCACAGAAUCGAUUGACAGGCUUGGGUAAUGCGCCUUGGGCGCUGCCUGAAUUGCGUGGCCUGGACUUGAGCAGCAAUAAUUUGGGGGAACUGUCAAUGAACCUAUUUGCAGAGUUGGAGAAUUUGCAGUCGCUGAACCUAAGUGGCAAUCACUUGGCGCCAUUGUCGCCUGCGCUGUUCAAGCCGCUGGCACGCUUGCAGCAGCUCGAUCUGAGCCACUGCAGCAUACGUCAGCUAAGUGGAGAUCUGCUGGCGGCACAGCAGCAACUAAAGCAUAUAUCGCUGGCGGGCAAUCAGCUGCAGGAGCUGCAGGAUGCUAGUUUCCUAAAUCUGUUCAACAUAAGCUCCAUAGAUCUGUCGAAUAAUCGCAUUAGUUCCAUACGCGCAGGUGCUUUUGUCAAUGUGAUGCAGUUGAAGCGUUUGGAUCUGCAUGGCAAUCAGUUGUCUGCCUUCAAGGGCGAGUUCUUCAACACGGGCACAGGACUGGAAGAGCUGGACAUAUCACACAAUCAGCUAACCUAUCUGUUUCCCUCCUCGUUCCGCAUACACCCGCGUCUGCGCGAGAUUAAGGCAGCGCACAACAAGUUCUCCUACUUUCCAUCAGAGCUCAUUAGCUCGCUGCAGUACCUGGAGCUGGUGGAUUUGGCUUACAAUAAUCUCAAGACCGUUGAGGAACUGGACUUUGCGCGUUUACCGCGCUUGCGCUCCUUGAGUCUGGCGCACAAUGAGCUGGACAUGGUCAGCGAGAUGGCUUUUCAUAAUUCCACACAGCUGCAGCUACUGGAUCUGUCGCAUAAUCGACUGGAUCGCAUAGGCGAGCGCACAUUCGAGGGUCUGGUGCGCUUGGAGCAGCUUAAUCUGGAAGGCAAUCAGCUGUCAGAGCUGUCUGAUGGCGUCUUUGAGAGCAACAAGCUGCACAUGCUAGAGAAUGUUAAUCUGGCGCACAAUCGCUUCGAGUUUGCGCCACUCAAAGCUCUGCAGCUGCGUCAAUAUUUUGUCUCCUGCGUGGAUCUGAGCUACAAUCGCAUACGAGAGCUGCCACGCGAUGACAGCAUUAUGGUCAACAUCAAGAGCAUAGAUCUGUCCUUCAAUCCGCUCUCCGAGCAAGCGGUGCAGCAUGUGCUGAACGAGCCCAAGACGGUGCGGGAGCUCAACCUGGCAGGCACGGGCAUCAAGCAGUUGCAGCUGCUGGAAACUCCCUUUUUGCAGAGCUUGAAUCUGUCGCACAAUAAACUGAGCGAGAUCAAGCCGCAGGUGUUCCAACGCGUCACCUUGCUGGAGUCGCUGGAUCUGUCACACAAUCAGCUGCAGUCCCUGGAUGAACUUUCUCUGGCCUGGCCACAGCUACAGGUGCUGCAAGCGCUGGACGUGUCCAACAAUAGCUUCGGGCUCAUUUCGCAGUCCAACUUCGCGCAGCUGGAAAUGCUGCGCACGCUGCACUUGAAUCACUUGCCGCAGUGCAGUCGCAUUGAGAAGAAUGCCUUCAAGCCUCUGAGCAACUUGGUGGAGCUGCAGGCGUACGAUCUGCCGCUGCUGGGCUACUUGGACUUGGCGGGCAUUAUGGAGCUGUUGCCUGGCUUGGAGUCGAUGGACAUUGAGCUCAAGGAUGCCAGCAUAGGCAGCGAGCAGCUGCAGCCACAAAAGCAUCCGCGUCUCAACUCCAUUGGCAUACGCGGCGAGCGCCUAAAGUCCAUUUCGUCAGGCACUCUCGCCGGUCUCAAGAGUCAUCAAUUGCUUAUCCAACUGCAGAACACGUCGUUAAACGUGCUGCCGCCAGCGCUGCUGUUCCCAGUGCCACGCUCCUCGCAGCUUACGCUAAAUGUAGCAGGCAACAAGCUGAGCUCACUGGCGCCGCAAUUUCUGAAUGCUCUGGAGGAUCGUCGUGCUAGCCUGCAGCUGCAGGGCUUGGCCAGCAAUCCCAUCAACUGCAACUGUGAUGCGCGCGCCUUGCGACGCUGGCUACCCAACUCUGGCAUGCCGGACUUGGUUUGCAAGUCGCCGGACUAUCUCGCUGGACGCAAGCUCAUUGAGGUGGGCGACGAUGAGCUCACCUGCGAUGCCCGCCGCAUGCCCUCGACCACGUUGAGAAGCAGCACCACCCAGCUAAGAUCAUCCAGCCAACUGGUGACGCGCAGCAGCACCACCGAGGAGCCGCUCAUUAUCUGGAGCGUUGAGCCCACGCCGCCGCCAGCCAUCAUGAAAAUCAAAACCAAAGCGCCACUGGUCAAAGCGCAGUCGCCCAUUAUAAGCAACGACGAUACGCUCAUCAUUGGCAUUGUUGGUGGCGUCGUCGCCUUCAUAGCCAUACUCAUCAUAAUCAUUUGCAUUAUACGCCUGCGCAUGAGCAAUGCCGAGUAUCAGCAGAGCGCCGCCAUGAUGGGCAUGCCCUCGGCCAUGCAGCUGGGCGCCCACAAUGCUGCCUACAACUAUAAGAACGGCGCUGGGGCACUCUACGCCGUGCCUCCUUACCAGACCAACUAUGCCACGCUGCCGCACAAGCCCGCCUCCAUACACCAGUCCUCGCAGAAUCUGACGCAGCGCCAACAGCAGCAGCAGCAACACCAUCAGCAGCAACAGGUGGCGCAGCAGGCGGCAGCCGCUCAACAAGCUGCCGCGGUGGCAGCUUACUCCACCAUGUCGCGCAUGUCCUACUUCAGCGGCGCCGGAGCAGGAUCUGUGGGAAUGGAUGGUGCCGAUAGCCUGAACCAACAGCAUCAGCCCUAUAUUAUUUACUCGGACGACAAGGCCUAUAGAUAGACAGAAGUGCAUCUGCAAGAUUUUUCAUCUAGUUUCACAUCUUUGUCUACACCCAUAACUCAGUCAAAGCAAAUCAAUAAAAAUACUUCAACAGGUUCUAUCGUCAGGAGCUUAGUCCAGAGAGACAUUGCGUAAUUGAUAAAACAACAAUUAAUAUCUGAAAGUUAACAUUGAUGAACUAGAGUAAGCCUCUUACAUUUAACUCAAUCGAUUACGCUCUCUGAGCAGACUAACGCUCUUGUCUACAGUCGUAUUGUAUUUUGUAUAUAGACUUAGUACUCUCUAACUGUAUCUUAACAAUAAUUAAGUCGAUAAAUCGCUUAUGCGUAAUA
Messenger RNA from Drosophila busckii, 4913 nucleotides. Its product is annotated as protein artichoke. Gene Ontology annotation, molecular function: protein binding. NCBI's taxonomy places the organism in Eukaryota, Metazoa, Arthropoda, Insecta, Diptera, Drosophilidae. Bases 361 to 4581 code for a protein of 1406 amino acids. The transcript has 7 exons. The record is from RefSeq and is a predicted model, not a curated record.